AUGUCAGAUAAGCUCAAGGAACGCAAAGUGAUGGUUUGGGAAGGGAAUGAGGAUGCAGAGAGGGGACUGACUCCUCAGUCAGGGAGGAGCCCACGCCUGGAGGCUGGUGGCCACCUCCCCACUGCUCUGGCACUGGGCAAGGUGGUGUGCUGCUCAGUGGAAGUGAAAGGGGAGAGCACCAGCGUGGGUGUGAGAAGGCAGUGCUCAUGUGACCCAGUGUGGAGGGGCAGGGGCCUGGGGCGAGUCUGGGGCAGCGCUGGGGGCUGGGAGACGACUGUGCCAGCCACGCGUCAAAGCCAUCCUAAAUGUACAAAUCUCUGUUCUCAGAGAACCCCCGUUUCGCACAAAGUGAUAGAAAAGAGGAGGAGGGACCGGAUUAAUCGCUGUUUGAACGAGCUGGGCAAGACGGUGCCCAUGGCCCUGGCCAAGCAGAGUUCCGGGAAACUGGAGAAGGCGGAGAUUCUCGAGAUGACCGUUCAGUACCUGAGAGCCCUGCACUCGGCAGAUUUUCCCCGGGGAAGGGAAAAAGAACUGCUAGCGGAGUUUGCCAACUACUUCCAUUACGGCUACCACGAGUGCAUGAAGAACCUGGUGCAUUAUCUUACCACGGUGGAGCGGAUGGAGACCAAGGACACCAAGUACGCGCGCAUCCUCGCCUUCUUGCAGUCCAAGGCUCGCUUGGGCGCCGAGCCCGCCUUCCAGCCGCUGGGUUCGCUCCCGGAGCCAGAUUUCUCUUAUCAGCUACACCCAGCAGGGCCCGAGUUCACGGGCCACAGCCCGGGUGAGGCGUCUGUGUUCCCGCAGGGCGCGGCCCCGGGGGCCUUUUCCUGGCCGCACAGCGCGUCCCGCAGCCCGGCUCUGCCCUACCUGCCCAGUGCGCCGGUGCCGCUCCCGAGCCCGGCGCAGCAACACAGCCCCUUCCUGGCGCCCGUGCAGGGCCUGGACCGGCAUUACCUCAACCUGAUCGGCCACGCCCACCCCAACGCCCUCAACCUGCACACGCCCCAGCACCCCCCGGUGCUCUGACGCUGCCUCGCCCGCAGAUUUCUCUGCGCUUCGGGCGCUGCACAGGAGAAAUACUGUAUACUGUACAGUGUAAAUAUUGUGCCACCAAAAAAGCCGGGUGGGGGAAGGCCACAAGCGAAUGUCUUCUGAAGGAUCUCCCCUGGCAAUAAACGUUUUCUGAUAAA
Molecule: messenger RNA, 1190 nt
Organism: Sus scrofa (pig)
Lineage: Eukaryota; Metazoa; Chordata; Mammalia; Artiodactyla; Suidae
Source: RefSeq, a predicted model, not a curated record